Messenger RNA from Funneliformis geosporum, 153 nucleotides. The record is from the annotation of a GenBank genome assembly. Lineage: Eukaryota; Fungi; Glomeromycota; Glomeromycetes; Glomerales; Glomeraceae.
AUGGAAGAAGUUAUAAAAGAUAAAAUAAAAGGUUCUCCAGAGAAAAAACAGAAUGGGAAAGACGAAACAAAUCAAAGUCAAGAUACAAUAACGAACAAAGAACCCAUUGAGACAAAAGAUCCAUUUCUAAAACCUUUAUUAGAACAAAAAUAA